Molecule: messenger RNA, 2592 nt
Organism: Trichoderma citrinoviride
Lineage: Eukaryota; Fungi; Ascomycota; Sordariomycetes; Hypocreales; Hypocreaceae
Product: HET-domain-containing protein
Exons: 2
Coding region: 1-2592 (863 amino acids)
Source: RefSeq, a predicted model, not a curated record
AUGUCAGUGGCCUCUGGCGAGGGCCCGGAGAACAUGUACAUCUAUUCACCACUUCAAGGCCAUCGGCACAUUCGCUUGCUCCGCUUGCUCCCAGACUGGAACGAAGAUGCCCCCCUCCGUUCUCAGCUCUUUGAAUAUCCCAUGCCGCAACUGGGAGAGGGACCGCACAUGUACGAGGCCCUGUCCUAUGUAUGGGGGAGCCCGGAGAAGCCUCAUACUCUGUAUAUCGACGAGAAGCCCAUGCCCAUCACGGCAAACUUACACGAGGUCCUUUUGCGUCUUCGCAAUAGGAUGAUCGAGCGCAUCAUAUGGAUAGACGCUGUCUGCAUUGACCAAACCAACAUCGAGGAGCGAGGAGAACAAAUUCAGUACAUGGCAGAGAUUUAUUCCAAAGCGAGCCGUGUAGUCGUAUGGCUCGGCGAAGCCGCAGACGAGAGCGAUCGAGCCCUAAAGCAGAUACGCAUGGCUGCAGAUGAAGAGCAGCAAAAGCCGUUGGUGACGGACGAGGACCGGCAGGCAGUUCUUGCCCUCGUCCAACGGCCGUGGUUUCGUCGAAUAUGGGUGCUUCAAGAGGUUGCUGCCGCUCAACACAUUGUUAUGAUGUGUGGCUCUAUAAGGGUUGAUGGAUACGCCUUCUGCUUGGGCCUCCCUUCACUGCUCUCAUACGGAGACAUUCCGAGUCACAUCCGUUCAGUUACGUAUCUGAUGAGAGGUUCCAUAUUUCGGCCAAAGUACAUUGUCAACUCGACGGGAGGCAUAUCCUUGGAUAUACGACCUCUAGGCGGAUUGAUCGAUAUGUACCACGCCCAUGAGGCUACAGAGCGCCAUGACAAGAUAUUCGCUUUGCUGGGUAUGAGCUCUGACAAUCCCGGCGAGUCUGGAUUGAUACCCAAUUACAACAUCCCUUGGGACCAGCUCAUGGCAAGGCUUGUUAAGUUCAUACUCGGCGAAAGAGCGCUUGUCCGGUCAUGGGUUCAUCAGCAGGCGGCCGCUGUAUUCGCCAAGGGCCGGGUAAUUGGUAUAGUCUCGUCUGUUCAGAUGGCCAAAGAUGAUUCCCGUGGAGAUAGGCAGUAUGUCAGCAUCAAAAUACAGGACACAAUCGGGCCAACGUGGACUGUACCAGUCGCGGUGAAGCCAGUCGAAGUCGGCGACAUUUUCUGUCAGCUACUCGGAGCUACAAGCCCCAUGCUCGUCAGGCCAUGCGGCGAUUAUUUCUCGAUCAUUAUGGUUCAAGUUGCGCCUCCGAGUAACGCGGAGACAGAAAUGAUGAACGUGGAACAGUUGGGGCAAUCAGACAGCUCUUUCUUACAAGAUUUUCUGCUUGUAUGGGACUGGGAUAGUCCCCAGGAGGAGACGCAACAUCGAGACUAUGAUGCAUGGAUGACGGACCGAUUGUCUCAGUAUAAAGAAGCAGAAUCCGAAGGCUAUCUCGACAAAAAGACGCGUUUAUGGAACGUGGCCCUAAUCAUGAGUGAUGCGGGAAGCAACGGGGAGUCAGUCGUCAACAUGCUUCAAGAGAUGAAGGAGUCCUACAUACCAACCUGUGGACAAGCGGAUCGACGAACACUCCUGUGUAUGAGCAAGCUCGCUCUGUCAUAUGGGAGAAUGGGACGAUUAUGGGAAGCAGAGUUGGAGUUUUGGCAAAUGUUCUGGACGAUGAAAAGUACCCGACAGGCAAGUGGCGACCUGAUGAGGGAAGUGGUCAGCUUUGGAUUAAUGUGUCAAAGCCAUGGUCACAUUAUCAAGGCGAGAAAUUUUGAGAAAAUAGCAGGCUUGCUAGAAAUGGCUCGACGUUAUCCCAUAUUGGAGGAUGAAGACUUCGCCGUGGUUAUUGCAGAUGCAAGCGUCAGAGGGAUUACCAUCUCGGAAAAACUUAUCGUAAGAGCAGAGAAGAAAUUUCACAGCACAAUGGAUGCCGAUGAGCCGCCAAGUCGACAAAGACAUGAGGCUACUCACUUGGAAGAACUGCUUGCAAGAGCGGUAAGGAAGGGCAACGUGGAAGCAACGUACCUUGUGCUGUCUCACAAGAAAACGCAUGUCAACGGCGAAGUACUGAUGAGCGCAGUGAGGAGCGAUGACAAUUCAGCGUUAUGGUGCAUACUUGGCAGAGAGAAAGACGAGGUCCCCAUCGGGGAGAACAUAGUCAUCAUAGCAGCCAAGAGGAGCAACGAGUCGGUCUUGCAGUACCUGCUAGAAAAGCAUGAGGACAAGAUCCAGAUCACAGAGGAGGUGCUCGUCACUGCAGCAGAUAACCAGGAACGUUCGGUGUUGAUCUAUCUCUUGGGGAAAUGGAAGCACAGAUUCCAAAUCACCGAGAGAGUUGCCAUUGCAGCGGCAGAAAACGAGGAGUUUCCGGCAUUGAAGAUUCUGCUGCAAGAGAAAGGGGACGAGAUCGACCCUACCAUGCCGGUCGUCAUGGCAGCAGCGAGUAACAGGGAAAAGUCGGUGCUGCACAAUCUUGUGCAAGAAAAGGGGAGCGAGAUUGGUAUGACAGAAGAGGAGAUUAUGGCAUUGUGGAAGAAGGAGAAUCUUUUGGCAGUUCAGGGAUUCAGAAACAUCCAUUUACACAGACAAUUCGAGAAGAAGGAGUGA